Molossus molossus (Pallas's mastiff bat) is the source of this 459-nucleotide messenger RNA. RefSeq names its product immunoglobulin iota chain-like. The transcript has 2 exons. The coding region runs from base 1 to 459 and encodes 152 amino acids. Gene Ontology annotation, biological process: immunoglobulin production; immune response. The record is from RefSeq and is a predicted model, not a curated record. NCBI's taxonomy places the organism in Eukaryota, Metazoa, Chordata, Mammalia, Chiroptera, Molossidae.
AUGUCCUGGGCUCCUGUUCUGCUGGCGCUCCUCACCCACUGCACAGGUUGUAUCCCUCAGCCAGUGCUGAAUCAGCCACCUUCUGUGUCCUCGUCCCUCGGAACCACAAUCCAGCUGGCCUGCACCUUGAGCAGCGACCAUGAUGUCAGCAUUUAUAGCAUCUACUGGUACCAGCAGAGGCCCGGUCACGCUCCAAGAUUCUUGCUGAGAUAUUCCUCCUCUGCAGACAAGAAACUGGGCCCCAAGGUCCCCCCACGCUUCUCUGGAUCUAAAGAUGUGGCCAAGAACACAGGGUAUUUGAGCAUCUCUGAGCUGCAGCCUGAGGAUGAGGCUAUAUAUUUCUGUGCUGUGGGCAUCCAGGGCUUGGAGAACGAGAAGAUGGAAAUGGAGAGGGAGGAAGAAACGGAGCCUGCUGCUUCAGUGUCCCAGGCACCCCAGGACACGCUUACCAUGAACUAA